GCCCGCCUAGUCUCGCGCGAGCGGCGGUUCCGGCCUUUCGGCGGCGGCGGGGAAGAUGGCGGUCGGCAAGAACAAGCGCCUGACCAAGGGCGGCAAGAAGGGCGCCAAGAAGAAAGUGGUUGAUCCUUUCUCCAAGAAGGACUGGUAUGAUGUCAAAGCACCAGCCAUGUUCAAUAUCCGAAACAUCGGGAAGACACUUGUCACCAGGACUCAAGGAACCAAAAUUGCCUCUGAUGGGCUGAAAGGUCGCGUAUUUGAAGUGAGCCUGGCUGAUCUGCAGAACGAUGAGGUUGCCUUCCGUAAAUUUAAACUGGUAACUGAAGAUGUUCAGGGCAAAAAUUGUCUGACCAACUUCCAUGGAAUGGACCUCACCAGGGAUAAAAUGUGCUCCAUGGUCAAGAAAUGGCAGACAAUGAUCGAAGCCCACGUGGAUGUCAAGACCACCGAUGGUUACCUGCUGCGCCUCUUCUGUGUGGGUUUCACCAAGAAGCGCAACAACCAGAUCCGCAAGACCUCGUAUGCCCAGCACCAGCAGGUUCGGCAGAUCCGCAAGAAGAUGAUGGAGAUCAUGACCCGAGAGGUCCAGACCAAUGACCUGAAGGAAGUUGUCAAUAAGCUGAUCCCAGACAGCAUUGGCAAAGACAUAGAGAAGGCCUGUCAGUCCAUUUACCCUCUUCAUGAUGUCUAUGUCCGCAAGGUUAAGAUGCUGAAGAAGCCCAAGUUUGAGUUGGGCAAGCUGAUGGAACUGCAUGGUGAAGGAGGUGGUGCUGGAAAACCUUCUGGGGAUGAGGCAGGCACUAAAGUAGAGCGAGCCGAUGGAUAUGAGCCGCCUGUGCAAGAGUCUGUCUGAAACUAAAAAUGGAUGAAAAAUAAAAAGUUUUAAUAUACAGAA
Molecule: messenger RNA, 892 nt
Organism: Apus apus (common swift)
Lineage: Eukaryota; Metazoa; Chordata; Aves; Apodiformes; Apodidae
Gene: RPS3A
Product: ribosomal protein S3A
Exons: 6
Coding region: 56-850 (264 amino acids)
Biological process (GO): translation
Cellular component (GO): ribosome; cytosol
Molecular function (GO): structural constituent of ribosome
Source: RefSeq, a predicted model, not a curated record